CCACGGAACGGAACUGAAAAAAUCGAAAAUGCAUUUUACGAGAUGGGACAUGCCCAGCCUUUGCAUAAUCAACGAUAUCCCAAGGGAUCGCCGUCCGCUGAAUUAUACGCAGACCAUAACAACCAUUCCGGGGCAGGAAAAAUAGGCGGACUGCGAUUUUAUACAUUUGAUAUUCCCAACUGCAGCUCACAGUCUGAAAUGUUUUCUGGAAAGUACGUUGGCGAAGGCCAAGAGCCCACUUCUACAUCCUUGCCUUUAUCCAGCAAUCUGGAUGUGGGUCAGUAUGUACAUACCAACGAAAAUACCUGCACAAGCAGCGGCAUCCGCUAUACCCCGUACAAUUACAAUCGGGCUUGCGCUUCUGCAGCAAAUACAUUCAAUGUGUCCGGCCAAUCUCUCCUCUGCAGCUAUAUGCAGCCCCAGCGACGUCAGGCUGCAGCGGCACCCAACCAGACUUGCCAACCGUAUGUGCCGCUCUAUCAGCAAACAAGUUAUUCUGCCCUGCAACAGACCACCUUUUUGUCAGCCGCUGCAAUCCAAGACAAUGCACUCGCUAAAAGCUCAUUUGCUAUACCCGGCACGAAAUGCGCAGUGGCCGACAUCACCUUUAUCAACGGCAUAAUUAAUUUGAAUACGCCCUUAAUGGUAUUGCCCAUGUCCAGUCCAAUAACAACAGCGUUAGCGCCAAGCAAGAUAAAUGGUGGAAAAGGUGGAGAUAUUGAAGAGCACUCUCUUGCCAAGUUGAAGGAGGCCAGCGACGCGGUAACUUUGCAAAUCACCAAUCUGGACUACUCGCUGGACGAAUCCAGUCUCCGCAGCUUCCUAAUGAAUCAGCUCAAGCCAAUAACCCCGGUUGUGUCACUAGUCUUCGAGGGAAGCUCAUAUGCCAAAGUCACUGUACCAGACCUUUAUUGCUCUAUUGAUAUACCCGUUACUUGCCAUGAUCGUCCGUCCGGCUGCCUGUCGGUCCAUAUGAACGCUAAGAUCUCGGAAACUAUUAAAGCCAGGAAGUUGCAACUUGGCAUGUCGAUUCCGAAGCCUAGUGUACCAAUUUAUACUUAGCAAGAGGCUUCGAAUCAUUUCCAAAUUGUAAACAUGUGUGAAUAUAUACUAAAUAGUAUUAAGUGUGAACAUUGUAAACAUAUGUGAA
This is a messenger RNA of Drosophila subpulchrella, 1150 nucleotides long. RefSeq lists its product as uncharacterized. The record is from RefSeq and is a predicted model, not a curated record. Bases 43 to 1062 code for a protein of 339 amino acids. The transcript is spliced from 2 exons. Lineage: Eukaryota; Metazoa; Arthropoda; Insecta; Diptera; Drosophilidae.